This is a messenger RNA of Trametes versicolor FP-101664 SS1, 1146 nucleotides long. RefSeq lists its product as uncharacterized. The transcript is spliced from 21 exons. Lineage: Eukaryota; Fungi; Basidiomycota; Agaricomycetes; Polyporales; Polyporaceae. Bases 41 to 1078 code for a protein of 345 amino acids. The record is from RefSeq and is a predicted model, not a curated record.
CCCGACUCCCUCUCGCUCUCCGGAGCGGCCGCGAUGAGCAAUGGCCAAUGCUAACGACACCAUCGGUGCCAUUCUCGUCGGCGCUCUCGUCUCCGCAGUGCUUUCGGGGACCGUCACUACGCAGGCCUUCAUCUACUUCAGGCUGUAUGGAGGCGACGACUACAAACGCAAUACGUUCAUGGUGUCUCUGCUAUGGGGGCUGGACGCUCUGCACUCCUCCAUGGCAUUCGCUUCGGCAUGGAUAUACCUCAUACAACAUUGGGGGGAUACUACAAUAUUUGAUUUUAUACCUUGGACGAUCGCAUUAACAGUGGCUCUCACCGCUAUCGUCACAUUGAUAUCGCAUUGCUUCUUCGCUCACCGCAUCUACGUCUUGAGCGGGUUCUCAUGGUGGCUGACUGCGCCUAUCCUUGUCCUUGCAUGCGCAAGACUAGUGGCAGCAUUUGUGUCGACAUCUGAGAUGAUAACUCUACGGAGUUACGAGGCCUUCGUGGACCGUGUUGGAUGGGUUUUCACCAUGGGCCUUUCGCUAUCCACUGCGGUGGAUGUACUAAUCACAAUAACGCUAAUCGUACUCCUGCAACGGAGCCGGACGGGUUACUCUACUAUAACGGACCACCUAAUUGACGUAGUCACAUUAUACACCGUUGAAACCGGUCUAGUUACCAGUAUUACUACUGCAGUCUCCUUGAUCUGUUGGCUUGCGAUGCCCCGCAACCUGAUUUUCCUUGCGCUUCAUUUCUCAAUAUCCAAACUUUAUGCGACCUCCACUCUAGCGACAUUGAACGCACGCAAAUCACUGCGCCGUCGGACGCACAAGGUGGACGACCAUAUCCUGCCCGUGAUAUCGUCGCUUCACGAGGCACAGAGCGCCACCCAACGCGAGCGCGAGGAUAUCCUGGAUCCCAAGUCGGAGCAUACGGGCAGCGAGGCACGAAUACGGGUGACCCGAGUGGAGCUCAAACCGGAGCAGGACGGUAGUGCUGAGCCUCCGACUGACGAGGCGAGACAGCAGUGGGAAGAGGAGGAGCGACAUCGACGACAUUCUCGGGAACAUGAUCCCCUCCCACCUGUAUAGUGAGGACAUUGAUCGGACCGAUAUACGUUCGUUUUCGUUGCAGUCGUAGCACAUUUUGUACUUUUAGC